GGCAUCAUUCGAUUUUCUGAUUUUGCAACGAAGACGUCGCUGGCAUCCCGCCUUCGACAUCGACAUCGGCAUCGGCAUCGUCCCAGCUCCAGCUUUUCUUUUUUUUUCUGUUGCUCGUCUAGACGGCUCGUCAGGCGAAACCGGUAAUAUUUCGGCUUCGUUUCGAUUCGUGUGAGUGUGUGUGUGUGAUAUUUUUUUUCGGAAAACUCGGAAAAUCCGAGCUCAGUUGGAAACCCAGCAGAAAUGCGCUGUCUCCUGCCCCUGGUGGCCGCGCUGCUCGUCGCGGCCGGCGUCCACGCGGAUGUCUCCCACCUGGACACGGAUCUGCAAGAGGACGGCUACCACUACAAGCAGCCAUCGGUGCCCUUCCCACCGCCUGGCUCCGGCAAUGAGAUCGACGAUUCGGGCAUAGGACCGGGUCCAGCUCCUUCGGCGCCAGGACCCUCCUAUGGACCGCCUCAGACGCAGCCACCGCCGCCACCUCGUCCUCAGCCCACAGCACCGGCUCCUUCGUACGGCCCGCCUCAGACCCAGCCGCCACGCCCUCAGCCGCAGCCCACACAGCCAGCGCCCUCGUAUGGGCCUCCCCAGACGCAGCCACCUCCACCUCCACCACCGCGUCCUCAGCCCACACAACCAGCUCCAUCCUAUGGUCCUCCACAGAAACAGCCGCCACGCCCACAGCCCCAGCCUCAACCGCAGCCGCAGCCCACUCAGCCAGCGCCGUCUUACGGACCUCCCCAGACGCAGCCGCCACCACCACCACGCCCACAGCCCCCAUCCCCACAGCCUGGACCGGAGUACCUGCCUCCUGAUCAGCCCAAGCCUCGUCCCACACCACCGCGCCCACAGCCACCACCGCCAAGACCACAGCCCCAGCCCAAACCUGAAUAUGGGCCCCCAUCAAGGCCGCAGCCGCAGCCACAGCCCACUCCCGGAUAUGGACCACCACCAAGGCCGCAGCCGCAGCCACAGCCUCAGCCGCAACCCACUCCCGGAUACGGACCACCACCAAGGCCGCAGCCGCAGCCACAGCCUCAGCCGCAACCCACUCCCGGAUACGGACCACCACCAAGGCCGCAGCCACAGCCUCAGCCUCAGCCACAGCCCACUCCCGGAUACGGGCCGCCACCAUCCCCGCCGGGACCAGCUCCCACAGCUCCAGCUCCAUCUUAUGGGCCACCACAAACGCAGCCACCUCGUCCACAACCACCACGCCCACAGCCGCCACGCCCACAACCUCCUCAGCCUCAGCCACAGCCUGGAUCUGAGUAUCUACCCCCACAGGGAGAGAAUGAGGUGACGCCUUCACAGCCCCAGCCAACGGCUCCAGUUCCGGACUAUAACCCACCACCCGGCCCUACUUACCAGCCACGCCCACCUGCACCGCCCGCACCACCUGCACCCACAUAUCAGCCACGCCCACCUGCACCACCCGCACCACCCGCCCCGCCAGCACCCACAUAUCAGCCCCGUCCUCCAGCACCGCCCGCACCACCCACUCAGGAGUACGGACCACCGCCAACCAGCCCCGGAGAGGAGGAGGCGGGCUCCCUGGGACCCGAUGGCUACAACUACAACAAACCUGCCAAGCCGUUCACCUUCUAGGCCUAUAAUGAUUUUUUUUUUCGUAUAAUUCUGUACGCGUACUCGUAUGUUUAGCCACAAAUUGGACCCCACCCCAAACUCCCCGCGAAGAGAUCAAUUUCCAAAUAAAAGACACAAAUCUACACCAAAAACCAAA
This is a messenger RNA of Drosophila miranda, 1744 nucleotides long. RefSeq names its product extensin. The record is from RefSeq and is a predicted model, not a curated record. NCBI's taxonomy places the organism in Eukaryota, Metazoa, Arthropoda, Insecta, Diptera, Drosophilidae. Bases 244 to 1608 code for a protein of 454 amino acids. The transcript is spliced from 2 exons.